Dovyalis caffra is the source of this 363-nucleotide messenger RNA. Lineage: Eukaryota; Viridiplantae; Streptophyta; Magnoliopsida; Malpighiales; Salicaceae. The record is from the annotation of a GenBank genome assembly.
AUGGUGCAGCGACUUACUUACCGCAAACGGCACAGUUAUGCCACCAAAUCAAACCAGCACCGAGUUGUGAAAACCCCUGGUGGAAAAUUGGUGUACCAGACCACCAAGAAGAGGGCAAGUGGGCCCAAAUGUCCUGUCACCGGAAAAAGAAUCCAAGGGAUUCCACACUUGAGACCUGCUGAAUACAAGAGGUCUAGAUUGUCCAGGAACCGCAGGACUGUGAAUCGUGCCUAUGGUGGCGUCUUGUCCGGAGGUGCUGUUAGGGAGAGGAUUAUUCGAGCCUUCUUGGUGGAGGAGCAAAAGAUUGUGAAGAAGGUCUUGAAGAUUCAAAAGUCGAAGGAAAGACAAUCCUCAAAGAGCUAA